AUGGAAUCAUUAAGAAUAGUAUUCUGUAUUCAAUAUCAAAAUGGAAAAAUUGGUCAUGAUCGCAAAAUAUUAAAUGAACAAAAUUACCUUCAAUCAAGUCAAUGCUCAUCAUUUAAUUUUAAUAAUACUGAAUCAAACUAUAUAAUUAAUGAAACAACCAAAUCUUUUCAAAACGUUAAUGUUAGAGUUUGUAAUUUAAAACGUAAAUUUGAUGAGUAUAAAAUAUCAAGGAACACAAUUCAUUCAAUACAAGUAUUGAAACAAAUUAAUAAGGAAUUUAUAGCAGCUAUAACAAAUGAAAAAGAUAAAAAGGUAUUAAUAAUCAUAGAUCAACAUGCAGUUCAUGAAAGAAUACGUUAUGAGGGGCUUAUAGAAUGUAAAAAAAAUAGCUACGAUUAUUUAUCUGUGAAAUUAAAUAAAGAAUUACACAUAUCAGAUAUCAGUGAAAAGUUACUCGAACUUAUUGUUUUACAUAAAGAAGUAUUUAAUAGAGUCGGUAUAAAUGUCAAAUCUGUCAUUGAUUCAACUACAUGUUUAAUAGAUGCUGUACCUGAAUGCUUCAUAAAAAAAGUAAAAAGUUAUAAUAAAGAAAAUAAUUUCUACAGAUUAAUGAAAAAUGUGAGACAAUUGUUAUUGGAAAUAGCUAAUGGACUAGCAAUAUCAACAAAUAUUUUACCACCUAUUCUUCCAAUUACUAUACAUAAUGUUAUUGCUAGCGAAGCUUGCCAUGAAGCUAUAAAAUUUGGCGAUCCUCUGAAUGUGGAUGAAUGCUUAUUACUUAUUCAGGCAUUACAAGAUACCAAAGCACCUAUUCGAUGCGCACAUGGACGACCGUCAAUCAUACCAUUAAUUGAUUUAGCAGAUAUAGAAAAACGAAAAUCUUCUGAAAAUAAAAUACUGAAUUUUGAUUCUUUAAAGACUAAAACUUAAAUACGAAAUUAAAUCUCCC
Molecule: messenger RNA, 949 nt
Organism: Ceratosolen solmsi marchali
Lineage: Eukaryota; Metazoa; Arthropoda; Insecta; Hymenoptera; Agaonidae
Product: DNA mismatch repair protein Mlh3
Exons: 6
Coding region: 1-930 (309 amino acids)
Biological process (GO): mismatch repair
Cellular component (GO): mismatch repair complex
Molecular function (GO): ATP-dependent DNA damage sensor activity; ATP hydrolysis activity; ATP binding
Source: RefSeq, a predicted model, not a curated record